Messenger RNA from Manihot esculenta (cassava), 1554 nucleotides. Its product is annotated as branched-chain amino acid aminotransferase 2, chloroplastic. Bases 229 to 1449 code for a protein of 406 amino acids. Lineage: Eukaryota; Viridiplantae; Streptophyta; Magnoliopsida; Malpighiales; Euphorbiaceae. Gene Ontology annotation, biological process: branched-chain amino acid metabolic process. The transcript has 10 exons. The record is from RefSeq and is a predicted model, not a curated record. Gene Ontology annotation, cellular component: chloroplast. Gene Ontology annotation, molecular function: branched-chain-amino-acid:2-oxoglutarate transaminase activity.
CGGUUGUGAGUUGUAUAAUGUAAUGCGGUUCAAAGUAAAUCGUUCAUAGAGAUAAAAGAAUCGCGUCACCGUUUCACUUGAUAACUUCGACUCUGCCUAAAGCCACUGUCCAAGUGGAGCCAGAAUCCGCAUCCCUCCAGUCCUCCUUAAAAUUGAAAGUCGUUCCUUUCUUUCUUUCUUCUUCUUCUUCUUCUUCUUCUUCCCGAUUCAAAGUUGAGACUCGCAGAGAUGCCCAACGCUCAAUUCUCACCGACGAUUCAUUCCAGUCAUCUCUUCUCUACCAGAAAUCCCACUCUUCUUCACUAUUCUUCGGCUCUCAAGCCAUGCGAUCAGCUCAGUUUCUGCAUGGCCUCUCGUACAACAACUUUCACUGCGAGACUCAAAGCGAUUCCUUCUGAUACUCACAGCAAAACAUCAGAAUUGGUUAAAGAAAUUAAUUGGGACAACCUUGGACUCAGUCCUGUGCCCACUGACUAUAUGUAUGUAAUGAGAUGCUCUGGAACCGACGAGUUUUCAGAUGGUGAGCUACUUCCUUUUGGGAAGAUUGAAUUGAAUCCAUUCUCUUCUGUCUUGAACUAUGGCCAGGGAAUUAUUGAAGGUUUGAAAGCAUUCAAGAAAGAAGAUGACUCGGUUGUAUUGUUUCGUCCUGAGGCAAAUGGGUUACGAAUGAGAGUGGGAGCAGACAGAAUAUGCAUGCCUGCACCAACUAUUGAUCAGUUUGUGCAAGCUGUUAAAGCUACUGUUUCAGCAAAUAGACGAUGGGUUCCCCCUCCAAAUAAAGGCUUUUUAUACAUCCGACCUCUACUUAUAGGCAGUGGAGCAGUUCUUAGUCUUACACCGUCUCCCGAAUUCAUCUUUUUGAUUUAUGUUACUCCGGUGGGGAAUUAUUUUGAGCAUGGUGCAGAACCAAUUAAUCUAGUCAUUGAGAAUGAUAUUCAUCGUGCAGUUCCUGGUGGAGUUGGAAGCAUAAAUUCUAUAGGGAAUUAUGCGAUGGUUAUGAAGGGACGAGCUGCAGCUAGAGCAAGUGGUUAUCAUGAUGCUUUGUACCUUGAUGCAGUUAACAACAAAUAUCUUGAAGAAAUUUCUACAGCUAACAUUUUUGUACUGAAGGAUAAAACAAUAUGUACUCCAGCAUUGGGAGGAACAAUUUUACCAGGCAUUACACGGGAAAGUGUUAUUGAUAUUGCUCGCAGGCAAAGGUUUCAGGUAGAGGAGAGACUUGUAUCAGUUGAGGAAUUAUUUAAUGCCGAUGAAGUUUUUUGUACGGGGAAUGCUGUUGGUUUAUUGCCAGUGGGUAGCAUUACUUACCAGGGUAAAAGGUUGUCCUUCAAGGAAGGUGGAGUUGGCACUGUAUCCAAGCAGCUCUCUUCUGCUCUUACUGAUAUACAGAUGGGCCUUACGGAUGAUAAAAUGGGCUGGACUGUGGUCUUGAAGUUGGAAGAGAAGUGACAACAAAAAUGUAAUUUCUGGAUACAUAACUAAUAAAAAAUUGUAGGUUUUUUUUAAUUUAUCAGUUCACCUUGAUUUCAUAAAUAUCUCCAUUUUUAUGUUGCA